UAUGUAAAUGGAAACUAGAUUAAGAACUAAAACCUGUCCCAAAGUAUAGGAGAAUGUAGUUUGUGGUGAUUUCAUCAUGAUAAUCUUAUUUUGGGUUUAAAGUCAUGGCUUAAAGUUUAUCACAAGUUUCCUAUGCUGAAGAUCUUUUUGGCAGCAUUUUAAAUAUUUGCAUACAGAAAAAAGCAGUAUAAAAUCUAAAGAUUUCCACCACACUGAAAAUGAGGACCUGAGAUAAUAUUCAUUAUAACAUUUUUUUCUAUACAGUACCACUACCAAUAAAUAUAAUUUAUAAUAAUAAUAAUAAUAAUAAUAAUAAUAAUAAUAAUAAUAAUAAUAAUAAUGAAAUUGCCCAAAUUCAAUGAAAUCCCUCUUUUGGGGUGGGUCAGUAGAACAUAAUGUAAUACCAUUUGUUGGGGGGGGUCCAUACCCAUCAGCUGUUGAUCAUAAAUACUUUUUGUACAACAUUUUAUUUUUAGUGAGGGAUUUAAGGUUGGAUCCAAAGACCCCACAGUGAAAUAAUGAAGUGUAUAUUGACUAUGGUCAAUUUUAGUCAAAUGUUACACCUUGUCACUUUAGUAUUUACAUAACAUACUUAUAAAGCAUUACACAAAAUAAUUACCUUGUAUCAAUUACAUAGGAUGUUUCUGAUUCAGAUCCUACUAUAGCAACACUACUGCUUACAUUAAAACAACAACAAUCGACAAUAUAAAAAUACAAAUAUUUUGGGCGAAUCUCGGAAGUGUUAAAUAAUAAUGGUUAAGUAAACGUAUGAUAUAAUGUUAAAGAUGUUGGAAAAUGAUAAGCUUUAGGCUAAUACUGUCAAAUGUAGAUCUUAUGCUUGAGGCUGCAGUAAGAGAUGCGGACAGAUAGUGCGGGGGGAGGGGUGGUGACCAAACUAAGUCACGUGACGGUCACGUGACACUGGAGUCAGGCCCAGCAGAGUGGCAGCAACACAGAAGAGAAACCUUUGGCUGUUUGGGAUUCCCGACCUUGAUUGGUGGCAGGCACGGUGAUGUAAUGACAUUGCCGGGAGAAGGGACCUUCUGCAGAUGGACUGUUGGUACAUGGACUUCCGAAGUGUAACAGAUGGGAGAUCAAAAUUGAGGAGAGUGUAGACCUAAUCGGAUCCCACUGACCACUCAGACCAUUAGAUAGUGAAAAAAAAGCUCUCUAAUGGCCAAGCGUGAACCAACACUGGGAAUUACUAUCGGACAGCCGUCAUCCACUGUGCUUGUCAAAGAUUGAUUGAAUAUACGUUUUUGCUUUGGUGCUGUAUUGUGUGCAAUUUGAAAGAAGAUUUGGAGGUUGCUUGCAGUGCAGUGGGAAUAAUAGAGCAAAUAUAUGACGAGUAAUUGAGGACUUUGUGUAGCUGUCGCGGUGAAAUAUUGAUCAUGUCAAAUUAAGAUUCUCAGUUAUCUACAGCAGGCUCAGUUUGCCUCCAAGGAAUUCAAGAUAAAUCACAUGUGAGAUUGGUGAUCUGAAAUUCGAAUGGCAGGUUAUUUACAGAAUGCAGUUUUUUAACUGAUGCUGUUGGAUGUACUGCUAAAGCUAUCUGGAUCUUUUCUUUGGUCAGUUUCUACAUUUCAGGAUUGUAUGAUGAUGAUUCAGUAUAAGGAACAACUUUUGUCUUACAAGAUCGUGCAGGCACUUAAUUUGGAAUUUAUAGUCUUCUGAGCUUGGACGUGCAACUGUCAGUUCAUAUUGAGGCAGUUGUCAGACUUGGUAUAAUCCUUGGGGAAGCCAAUAUCUCCUGAAUUGGUUUACCUGACGGGGAGGAGUGCGCAUGUUGUCUCUUCGGGAAACUGGAACAAUCCUUGCCAUGCCCAUGUAAUGAGCAUUUCUGACUUUACUAUUCAGUGGAUAGAUUUUCAUAGUAAUUGUUAGGUUUGUAUUUCUAAAGAGCCUAAAUAACCACCACCACAUCCAAUACUAAUAAUACAAAAACUGAGACCACCUUUCCUGCCUACUUGCAACCGUAUUCUACAGCAGGAUGUUUGCUGCUGUGGAACAUGGUCCUGUCCUUUGCAGCGACUCUAACAUCCUAUGCCUUUCAUGGAAAGGCAGAGUCCCCAAGAGCGAAAAGGAGAAACCAGUAUGCAGGAGACGCUACUACGAGGAAGGCUGGCUGGCCACCGGGAACGGCAGAGGGGUUGUUGGAGUGACAUUCACUUCCAGUCACUGCAAAAGAGAGCGGUAUCCACAACGGAUCAAUUUCAAUUUAAGAGGACACAAUAGUGAGGUGGUGCUGGUCCGAUGGAAUGAGCCCUUUCAGAAGUUGGCAACCUGCGAUGCUGAUGGAGGGAUAUUUGUCUGGAUCCAGUAUGAGGGCAGAUGGUCAGUGGAACUGGUGAAUGACCGAGGAGCACAGGUGAGCGACUUUACAUGGAGCCAUGAUGGGACCCAGGCUCUUAUUUCAUACCGGGAUGGCUUUGUACUGGUUGGGUCAGUUAGUGGACAAAGGCACUGGUCUUCAGAGAUCAACCUGGAGAGCCAGAUAACUUGUGGAAUAUGGACACCGGAUGACCAACAGGUGUUGUUUGGCACUGCGGAUGGCCAGGUGAUCGUCAUGGACUGCCACGGGCGGAUGCUGGCUCACGUGCUCCUCCACGAGUCAGACGGCAUUGUAAGCAUGUCCUGGAACUACCCCAGCUUCCUGGUGGAGGACAGCAGCGAGAGCGACACUGACUCGGACGACUAUUCCCCGCCACAAGAUGGUCCAACCGUCUAUCCAAUUCCAGUACAGAACAUAAAACCCCUGCUCACAGUCAGCUUUACUUCAGGGGACAUCAGUCUAAUGAACAACUAUGAUGACCUGUCUCCUGCUGUUAUCCGCUCAGGACUGAAGGAUGUCGUUAUUCAGUGGUGCUCACAGGGAGAUCUUCUGGCAGUGGCAGGGAUUGAGAGGCAGAGCCUACCAACAGACCCCGGUUGUGUCCCCCUUUUAAGGAAUGCGCUUGUUCAAUUUUACAAUGUCCGUGGAGAGCAUAUCUACACUCUGGAGACCCCAGCCCAGCGGCCAAUAACUACAAUAUGCUGGGGACACCGAGACUCGCGACUGUUUCUGGCUUGUGGACCGGCGCUGUACGUUGUUCGGGUCGAACACAAAGUCGCCAAUCUGCAACUCCUGUGCCAGCAGGCAAUAGCUAGCGCCCUGCGUGAAGAGAAGGAUAUCAGCAAGUUGACACUGCCGUCCCGCCUCUGCUCAUACCUCACCACUGCCUUCAUACCAACAAUCAAGCCUCCCAUCCCUGACACAAACAAUAUGCGGGACUUUGUGAGCUACCCAACGGCAGGGAACGAGCGGCUGCACUGCACUAUGAAGCGCACAGAGGACAACCCUGAGGUGGGCGGCCCCUGCUAUACGCUCUACCUGGAGUACCUGGGAGGCCUGGUGCCCAUUCUCAAGGGAAGACGCAUUAGCAAGCUGCGCCCAGAGUUUGUCAUCAUGGAUCCCAAGACUGAUGGCAAAGCAGAUGAGGUGUAUGGAAACAACUUGAAUUUGUCCAUGAUCGACAGCUGUAACUGUUCUGACUCCAGUGAUAUCGAGCUGAGCGAUGACUGGGUUGGAAAGAAAUCGCCAAAGAUAACAAGAGGCAGCAAGUCGCCCAAACUUCCCAGGAUUAAUAUUGAAGCUAGAAAAUCCCCUAAGCUUUCCCGGGCUACACAGGAAAUGUCCCGGUCGCCACGGUUACCAAUCAGGAAGACUUCCAUUGGAUCUCCCAGUCUGGCUCGCAGAGAGUUUCCUUUUGAAGAUAUCACUCAGCAUAACUAUCUUGCUCAGGUCACUUCUAAUAUCUGGGGAACAAAGUUCAAGAUUGUAGGACUUGCUUCCUUUCUACCAACUAAUCUUGGUGCAGUUAUAUACAAGACAAGUUUGCUGCAUCUUCAGCCUAGACAGAUGACUAUUUACCUGCCAGAGGUCCGUAAAGUUUCCAUGGACUACAUCAACCUUCCUGUGUUCAAUCCCAAUGUGUUCAGUGAAGAUGAAGAUGAUCUGCCAGCGACUGGAACUUCUGGAGUGCCUGAUGACAACCCCACGUGCACUGUAAACAUUCCUAUUGCUCCUAUUCACAGCUCAGCUCAGGCUAUGUCUCCAACCCAGAGCAUCGGGCUGGUUCAGUCCCUACUAGCCAAUCAGAACGUCCAACUGGAUGUCUUGACCAAUCCCACUGCCACAGCAGCAACAUCUGCUGGGGCCUCAGAUCACAAUCAGGACAGAGGGAUGGGCACCCAGUAUCAGGUGUCCAAUAGGUACUCCAACCCUGGCCAGGUGAUCUUCGGAGGGCUGGAGAUGGGACGCCUAAUUGUUGGUCCUCCACCUCCCCUUCUCCAUCCCCAUCAGCAACAGCAGCUGCCACCAACACAGCCGCCCAUGUCCUACCACCAGCCUUCCCAUCAGCCCUCGCACCAGCCGUCUCAUCAGCCCUCGCACCAGCCGUCUCAUCAACUUUCGCACCAGCCUUUCCAUCAGCCCUCGAACCAGCCAUCCCAUCAGCCCUCGCACCUGCCUUCCCAUCAGCCCUCGCACCAGCCCUCCCAUCAGCCCUCACACCAACCUUCCCAUCAGCCCUCGCACCUGCCUUCCCAUCAGCCCUCGCACCAGCCUUCCCAUCAACCCUCGCACCAGCCUUCCCAUCAGCCCUCGCACCUGCCUUCCCAUCAGCCCUCGCACCUGCCUUCCCAUCAGCCCUCGCACCUGCCUUCCCAUCAGCCCUCGCACCUGCCUUCCCAUCAGCCCUCGCACCUGCCUUCCCAUCAGCCCUCGCACCUGCCUUCCCAUCAGCCCUCGCACCUGCCUUCCCAUCAGCCCUCGCACCUGCCUUCCCAUCAGCCCUCGCAUCAGCCCUCGCAUCAGCCCUCGCAUCAGCCCUCCCAUCAGCCCUCCCAUCAGCCUUCCCAUCAGUCAUCCCAUCAGUCUCCUCAUCAGCCCUCGGGACCAAUCCAUCAGAUACAAGGGGCGAACCAGCUACCACCUUCAACUGCAGAACAUGGGACUGACAGGGACCAUGAGCAUCUGCAAAAAAGCAAGCCUCUCCGGUCUGUACCCCAGCUGGCUGAAGGGGAUGCUGUGGUCUUCAGUGCCCCUCUGGAGAUCCAGAUUAGCAAAAUGAACCCUCCACCGCCAUAUCCUGGCACUGUGGCAGCAGCUGCAGCAGCGGCGGCUGCAGCUUCAGCCGCAACUGCGGCCAAUAACAGUAAAGCAGCUUCACCUUCAGUGGAUCUGUUCCUCAAGAAGAAUGAAUUUUCCCUAUACCUGGCAGCACCACAGUACCAGACCCCUCUGGGCUAUGAGAGGAUAACCACCUUCGACAGCAGCGGUAACGUAGAGGAAGUGUGCCGCCCCCGCACCAGGAUUUUGUGCAACCAGAACAUGUAUACUCUGCCCGGCCCAGGCAGCUCCGCCACCCUGAGGGUAACCUCCUCUGAAGGCAAGAAGGUGCAGAUUCCCUGUGCCACAGCCACCCUCAACCGGCUCAAGGUGCCCCGGUACUCCAUCCCCAGUGGAGACCCGCCCCCUUACCCUGAUCUAGCCAACCAGACUGGGUCAGGGAGAAACCCUGGCCAACGCAUUGACAGCAGCCUCAUUCACGCCACACUCCGCCGCAACAGCAGGGAGGCGGCCCUCAAAGUUUCCCAGAUGACGGACCCACAGAGAACUCUCCCAACCAAAUCCAAGGUUAGCAGUGGUGCAGUGGCAACUUCCUAUCAGCAGAGAGUGCCCACGGCUUUAUACACUUGCAGUCAGUGCAGUAGUAGCAGCAGUAGCGGAAGUGCUAGUGGAAGUGGCGGGGGAAACAACAGUAACAGCAACGGCAUCUCGGGUGGGAGCAUCGUUCGUCAAGAUUUGCCAGCAGGGAACAGCGGCCAACACAGCACAGUUAUAGUCCAUUCCAACAGCACCUCACCACUGGCUUCUCAGUCAUCAUACAACCUGCUGAGCCCCCCAGACAGCUGUAGGGACAGGACAGAAUAUAUUAACUCUGCCUUUACAGAGGACGAGGCCCUCAGCCAGCAGUGCCAGCUAGAGAAGUCCAUCCGGCACCUGAACAUCAGUGAGGUCAGUCUGGCAAUCAAGCGUCCUCCACCCUACCAGUGGGACCCCUCAACCACUGAGGAGAUCUGGGUACCCCAGGACAGGUCGGGACUGAACGCACUCCCAGGAGCUCACAAACCCUCACCUCUCAUCCUCAACCCUGCCCAACACUUAGACGUGUCCCGUCUACCAUUUGUUCUUUCCCCGAAAUCCCCUACCAGUCCCAACGCUACUUUCCAGACUGGUUACCAGAUAACCUUGCCCUUCCCACCGGGUGCAGGUUAUGGUGGACCUCAGUUGCAGGCCAUGCAGCCAACUCCACAACCUUGUUCUCCCGAGGAAAUGGUGGCACCCGUCCCUUUCACCCAACAGGAGCCCACAAUGGUCUUGCCUCCCAGUUACCCGCCUAACCUUGCCAACCUUGCUUCCUGCCCUCUUCCGCCCAUGUACCCAGGUGGUAGUGCCUGUGCAGGUCUGCAGCUGCCUCCCCUUGCCUUGCACCCUUGGAACUCCUACAGCCCAUGCCCACCUAUGCAGAACUCCUCUGGAACGUUGCCUCACCCGCCCAAGCCUCACCUGGUGGUUGAGAAGCCAGUCCUUUCCCCUCCUCCCUCUGCAGAGCUCAUGAACCAUAUGGGUACCAGUGAGGCCAUGGCAGAGGCAGGGGACAACUUCCAAGAAGUCCUGUCUGUGGCAGAGAGCCCUAUCUCCCAACGGGCAGACAAGUUUAACAAGAAGAGCCACAAGAGGCUUGAUAGCCGGGCAGAGGAGGGCAACGUGCCAGCCAUCACAGAGGGCAAGGUGAAGAAAGAGGCCCGGGCCCUCAGUGACUUCAAUUCCCUGAUCUCCAGCCCCAGGCUAGGCCGGGAAAAGAAGAAGCCCAAGAGUCAAAAGGAGCAGCUCAAGUCCAAAAAGCUAAACAAAACUAAUGAGUUCCAGGACAGCUCGGAGAGUGAGCCAGAGCUUUUUAUCAGUGGUGAUGAACUGAUGAACCAGAGCCAGAGCAGCAAGAAGGGCUGGAAGAGCAAGCGAAGCCUGCGCACGGCCAGUGAGCUUGAUGAAUUCAAGUGUCGCAAGGCCAACGAAAAGGAGGACCGUGGCCUGGGCAGCCAGGGCUUUGUCUACAUCAUGGCCAACAAGCAGCCACUGUGGAACGAGGCUACACAGGUCUACCAGCUGGACUUCGGAGGGAGGGUGACACAAGAGUCAGCAAAAAACUUCCAGAUUGAGAUGGAGGGAAGACAGGUGAUGCAGUUCGGAAGGAUUGAUGGCAAUGCCUACAUCCUAGACUUUCAGUACCCGUUCUCGGCAGUGCAGGCCUUCGCUGUGGCCCUGGCCAACGUCACCCAGCGCCUCAAGUGAAGAAUAGAGCUCAGAGAAAGGCUUUUCUUUUGAAUAUCCUGAUUAGACUGAUACAUAAGGUUCUUGUUUAGUGUGCAGUGUAAGCGAAUUAGCCAUGGCAUCAGAGUUGCAAUGCCGCUGGCUUCCAUAUGUUGGAGCCGUAUUUCUAGUGCUGGCUGGAGAGAAGAGUGGAGACAGUGACCUAAGGGGUCAUCUUCUGGGACAUGAGCUUCGCUUACUGUGGUUGUUCUGCAAUUGUAUAUGCUGCUCUAGCUAACAGAAGCUAGUAGAAACAGUGUCCUCUUUACAGACUGCCUUAUAUCACUUGUAUUGUUUCCUUUUAAUACUGUUACAUGGAGUUUUUUCAGUCCAGUUUUUAAACACAACAGUAAUACUUGAAAAUGAUAUCUGGAAAAGGAAAAGCAAAAGUUCAUCAGCUAGAAAUUACAGGUACUACCCAGCACUGAAAUAUAUAGCUGUAAAAAAAACAAAAACAAAAUAAUAUUCAUAAUACAGUAAGUAUUUUGGCUCAGCUAUGUAUAUUUGAAACAUAGUGCCUAAUUUAGUGCUGUGUAUCAAGGACUGAAGCGGGCUACUAAACAUAAAAGUAUGUUUUGCUCACAAGCCAUGCGAUUUUUGGAAAUCGGGCACAGUACUUGAAAUGGAAGUGGCAAAAUGGAGAACAAAUACUUGAUUCGUUCUGCAAAUCAGAAGAACUUGUUAAUAAAACCAUUAUCAGCUCCACAUAGUUCAGUGCACUGAAGCUCCUAUAGUACAGUUUCUGUGUUCUUAAAUCUAUUUAAAUGUACAUAUUAUUAUUAUUAUUAUUAUUAUUAUUAUUAUUAUUAUUAUUAUUAUUAUUAUUAUUGUUGUUGUUACUGUUAUUUAUGUAACAUUAGGUCAUCUUUGUACCUUGUUUACAUUGUUGUUGAGAUGUUGUUUAUUUUAUUGGGGGGACAGGUAGCCACAUUUAAAAGGUAACAGCUUUAUAAGGGGUAAAUAAUACAUUUCUUUAUAUCUUUUUUUACAUUUCAGGUUUUGUGAUUGCUUUAAAUUUGAAUGUUCAAAUUUCAGUUUUAGAUUUUUAAUUAUACAUAUUUCGCAAAAGAAAAAUCUAAGUUGGAGAAUGUAGUACCGCUCUGACACCAGUUUGCUCAAGUACAGUCUGUGCACUUCUUGUGUCACUUCUGUGAAGUGUUCCUACAGCAUCCAUUACUGGCUACAUGACCGACACCAGUGUCGCCCCCUAGUGUUGUGUAAUCAAGGUACAGUUUAAUUUCAUUUCUACCAUUUCAUACAUUUUAUAAUGUAAACUAUUGUUUACAUAUUAAUCAAUUAGUAUACAUUCAGAAAGUGGAAAGCGUUUUUCACAAACAUGGCAAACAACACUUUUAGAACUGAACUAAUAACUAUAAAAAAAGAUUAAAAUGAUUUAACUGAAAUCUGCUGCAGAAGUGUUGGUUGCUCAUAACUAAUGCAGAUUGUUUGUUAAAGAUGGACCAGAGUACACAUUUGUACCCAUCACAUGCAGAAAACGUGUAAGUUAAACCACAGUAAAAGAGUUCUAUUAGCAUGAAAAUAUAUAUAAAAUAGCAUACUUACUGUAACGUUCUUUAAAAGAAACUGAGACAGCCUGACAAUGUUUUGGCAGGGCUCACAUCUACCUGUAUUUUCUAUUUAUAAGUGGGGGUUUUCAGCCAAACUGACUUGGAUCCAGGCUCUGUUACCACUUUUAAUUAUCUAACUUAGAUAUUCAAGACAUCAGAGUUGAAAGACCUUGAUUUGGUCUCACAGCUGUAAAACAUCUACCUUAGAUAGAACGAAGAAUUUUCAGUUUUUGUUCAGACAGAGCUCUGUGAGCUUUCAAUGGUAGAACUCAUGCUUAUAUGUGAUGCACUGUGUGUUUACAAUCACCUCUGCCCAAAAUAGGAUAUCAUUUAUAUUCUAACUGCAGCUGUUUGGUAAAAUGUGCAUAUGCACCUUUCAUUUUUAGGGCUGGCAUGGGCAUUAUGAGACUGCAGUGCAAUAUAAAUAUAGCCACUCCAUUGGAAAACACCAGCCUUGUUCAUGGACUGGAGCAGUGUAUGGAAUGGAAAUCAGAUGCAUUCAAAUCAGAUAAUUGAUCAAUAUUUGUCUUCUGUAUUUCCUGACAUCACAAGUAGUUUUAUGACUGAAUGAUCCCAGCACUUCAGAUCUAUUGGGUUGAUGAGCUGUAUGAGUUUUGGUUUCUGCUUUAGGCACAGCAGAAAAAACUCAAGACAAGUCUGUCAAAAUAUUUUUCUGUAAUACAUUCUAAAGCUGACCAUUCUGCUUAAAUAACUGCAAUCAAGGUGGACUUGCAGCAUUUAUAUGUUAUCUGAGAAAAGAAUGUCGAUGGUUAUUCUUGUUUAUUUAUAUAUUGCCUAGUGUAUUGACUGACAGUUUUUAGUUGUGCAAUAUUUUUAAUUUUAUUUAAGAAAAUUAAACGUAUAUAUAUAUUUUUUUUUCAAAUUUGAUUUGAAAUUUCAUGACAGUCCUUUUUACACAGGUUAUGUGUAGAAGAUGUGGAUUAAGGAGGUUAAUCCAUCCUUGUAUUGGUGGUUUAUAUACAGUUACUUUAUUUGUAUAAGAAUAUUUGAAACUAACAAUUAUAAUUUUGGGGAUUUGCUGGGAAGCGGUUCUUUGUGUUGAAGGUAUUUGUUCACAGUGUAUUGUGAGGAGGUCGAUGUUGAGUGUUAUGCAAGAACUAUUUGUAAUGCAAAUGAAAGAAAAUUAGUAAGUACUAAGUGGUUGAGUAUUGUAGUUUGUGUCGUAGCACAGGGCUUGUCUGUAGAGUUGAUUAAUUCUAUUGGUGUUAUUUGUGCAGUCUCAACAUAUUUUGUCAUGUUUCUGUUUCUCUUACAUGUUUUGUGUUCUAUAAAGUUUUCUCUUGUUUUUUAAUGUUGCCUUGUCAACAUGAAUAAUCUUUAAAA
Acipenser ruthenus (sterlet) is the source of this 10326-nucleotide messenger RNA. RefSeq names its product tubby-related protein 4-like. NCBI's taxonomy places the organism in Eukaryota, Metazoa, Chordata, Actinopteri, Acipenseriformes, Acipenseridae. The record is from RefSeq and is a predicted model, not a curated record. Gene Ontology annotation, molecular function: protein binding. The coding region runs from base 1991 to 7396 and encodes 1801 amino acids. The transcript is spliced from 16 exons.